This is a messenger RNA of Mytilinidion resinicola, 2274 nucleotides long. RefSeq lists its product as uncharacterized. Gene Ontology annotation, molecular function: DNA-binding transcription factor activity, RNA polymerase II-specific; DNA binding; zinc ion binding. NCBI's taxonomy places the organism in Eukaryota, Fungi, Ascomycota, Dothideomycetes, Mytilinidiales, Mytilinidiaceae. The transcript has 2 exons. The record is from RefSeq and is a predicted model, not a curated record. Gene Ontology annotation, biological process: DNA-templated transcription. Bases 1 to 2274 code for a protein of 757 amino acids. Gene Ontology annotation, cellular component: nucleus.
AUGAGUUACCGGUUGGACCAAGGAAUCUCCCCCACCGAGUCGUAUUCUGGCCAAGGCGACGCAGCAUCUUUUAAGAACCGAUCUCGCCGUCCUUGCGAUUCCUGUCGGCGCCGCAAGUCAAGAUGUGAGCUGGUUGAUGGCGCAACGCCUUGCGUUUUGUGCCGAUUUCACCGCCAGGAGUGCACCUUCAAGGAGGAUCCCCAGCCUAGAAAAAGAAAAGCUGCUUCCUUGAGCGAGGAGGAGACCAACAAUACAAACUCUUCGCGAGACUCUCUUCGCCGACCGCCACAGGUGUCUUCCGACAAAGGCUGGAUUCCAAGGCAUUCUUUUCUUGAUGUAGCCCACAGGCCUUCGCAUCAAAUCCGGCAAGAUCCACCCAUUGACGACUACGCCAACUUAAAAGGACCUUCAUUGCUCAAAAAGACCUUGGGCUUGCAAAACCACCGGCAUAGCAGGUUCAUUGGGUCUACUUCCGAGUACGAACAGACCCUUCUUGAACUCGACGCGUACAACGACAAGGACGAGGUCCCAAUAGGCGUGUCUGCUCUCCGAAAGGUCAAUGCCACAGAUGCCUUCAUCUUGACCCCUGAUGAAGGCACGAGGAACCACGAAGACGAAAUCGUCGACCUGGAUGCUAUCGAGAUGAUAGUUGCACCGCAUGGCCAGGCUUUGAUCCAUCUUUAUUUUCGGAUUGUUCAUCCCAGCUUUCCCAUCUUACACAAAAAGGUCUUCCUCGAAAAGUACCAACGAACACACCGCGAGUUCUCGCCGCCGCUUUUAGCAGCUGUGUACAUCUUGGCUCUGAACUGGUGGUCUUAUAGCAGUGACUUGGCACUUCUGCCAAAGCCUGACGUGCCGAAGCUUGAAAAGCUAGCUUUCAAGACUGUGAACGACAUCAUUCAUCGUCCAAAACUAUCCACCAUUCAAGCCGGCCUACUUUUGCUUCAGAGGCCUGAAGGCGACUCCUGGGCGCUCACUAGUCAACUUGUUGGUCUCGGACAAGAUCUCGGUCUCCAUCUCGAUUGCUCUAACUGGAGGGUACCGGCUUGGGAGCGAGGAUUGCGAAAGAGGCUAGCGUGGGCUCUAUUCAUGCAAGACAAAUGGGGCUCUCUAGUCCAUGGAAGGCCCUCUCAUAUAGCCACGACAGACUGGGAAGUACAGCCGUUGUCAGAGAGCGAUUUCCCCGAAAGCGCUGCCGAUGAGGAUGACGAGGACGGCAGUACAGAAGUCGAGAAGGGCCGAACGCUAUUUUGCGAGAUGAUCACCCUGACAGAGAUUCUUGCAGUUAUACUCUCUAACUUCUAUACGUUGAAAGCAGAGCAAGAUAUACGAAUGCAUGCCCAGGACGGCGUCCGCUGGAUACUGGAGAAAGCAAAGCCGAGUCAACUAGCGCUCAAAACUUGGUUUGCACAGAUGCCUGCUAUACUGAAGAUGGAGAACGUCGCUAUGAGGAAAUUGUCUUCCACAGGUUACCUCCAUUUAGGUUACUACGCCGUAGAGAUCACCCUUCACAGACGAAUUAUUCGAUCUCUAUCGUUAUUAGAUGAUCCAUCGCUGAUCUCCAUUUGUCGAAAUGCAGCUCGUGCACGGCUUGUGUCUGCAAUGGAUUUUGUACAAGGACUUCGACCCGAACAUCUGCAGUCAUUCUGGUACUCUGCAUCAAAGUACUGCUUUGCCCUAAUCGGCUCAUUCGUAUCUCUGCUAUGGGUCACAGCGCAAGAGAAGGAAGAAGCAGAGUUCUACAAAGCCAAGCUGGAGGAGUAUAGAUGGACGUUGCGGCUCUCGUCGAAGAGCGCGGAUUUCCUGGAGAGAGCCAUCAGCAUGCUAGCAAUAUCGACCGGCGUCCUCGUCAAAGCAAUUCCGGACAAAUCAAACGCAGAGUUUGCCGCCGCGAGGAUGAGGAAUCCUACUAAACCUCAAGCCAUGUCAACGAGAGCACACGCUUUUCCUGAUUCCAGGUCACAUACCCAGUCGGCACCUACUAAUGAGUACUCUGAGUCCGAGUCAUAUGAAGGGCAGACAACAGAGCACACUCCUGACAUAGGUGAAACGCCAGAGCAUUCUGCUACAAAUGAAGACUUCAUCCCAGAUCAUCUGUGGUUUGCGAAUGCAGCCCAGUUAAACGAUAUCAGUGCGGUGUACGGCGAGAGCAGCGCUGCCGGAAUGGAUCAUGACUUCAUGAGUAUGCCGGGGAUCGGGCAAGUUGGAGACGGAUACGAUUUUCAGGCCUUCGGGGGGCACGAGCGGCCUUCGGGAUCAGGCGAUGUGGAAUAG